This is a messenger RNA of Drosophila ficusphila, 1836 nucleotides long. RefSeq lists its product as uncharacterized. The record is from RefSeq and is a predicted model, not a curated record. Lineage: Eukaryota; Metazoa; Arthropoda; Insecta; Diptera; Drosophilidae. The coding region runs from base 1 to 1836 and encodes 611 amino acids. The transcript is spliced from 5 exons.
AUGAAGAGCGCAAUUAUUUGGCUUUUGGGCACUGUGUUGGCCACAACAGCCUAUGAAACCUAUAAAUUGACUAAGGAAGAUAAAAUAAGCCCGGAAAUAGAAGAAAUCUUUAGAGAAAUCGACAGAUUAAGUUACUUUAACGGGAAUAAGCCUAUUCAUUCAGCUGCCUGCAUGAUAGGAUCCGACUUCAAGUAUAUAGAUACCUCAAAGCCCUUGGUACGCGAAAUGAAAGAAAUAUACGACCAGUUUGGUUGGAUCUUGCACUGUUACGACACUAUGAGGGCGUACAUGGGAUCUCCCUUCGAGAACGAAACUCUGAUUAGCUUCGCUACGGUCCAGCUUACUGACAAAAGAUCCAGCAAUCUACAAUCAAUGGAAGCUAUUCACGAUAAGUUAUUCGGAAGCGGUAACCUGAUAGCCAAGCUGGCCACUGGAAAUCAACUUGAAGUCUUCACAUGCAAAACGGACCAGUCACCGAGGCAGUUCCUUUACACUUGGUAUGUGGAUUACGUCCUGCUGGAACUCAAGGUCCACGCAAUGGUGGAGUGGUCCUGGAUGAUUCUGGAAAAGUUCGGGCUACGAGAACUAUUACAGGAUGAGGUGGGCAAGCGGGGUGCCUACAAGCGCAGGACCUCAGGUACACUGCCCAAAAUCAAGGAGCUAAUGAGCCGCGCAGACCGCUCCGUUUGGCGUUGCGAUCCCAGAAAACACAGUUCCGGGGCCACCUACGAGGAGGUCACCCGCCUCCUGCAGGGCUACGUGGAGAACGAGGUGGACCUGAACGAGGAGGGAUCCUGCCUGCAGGGCUGCUCCUCUUACAAGACCGCCAAGUCCGAGGGUUGCUUCGAAAAUAAGUUCUGUGCAGAGCAGCCGAAAUGCUCGGGUGGAGUGCACGACUGUCGCUCUGUGGAAUCCGACAUGGAGAUUUGCCAGGCUCCCAGCACAUCCAACAGGAGGUACGAGUACAUCAAGUACGAGAGUGGUCGAGUUCAGGGAAAGAUUGGCAGUUGUCGUGGAAGGUUAAGUACAGCCAAAAGCUGGCAGCGGUGGUUCGUAAAGUGCAGCUACUGUGUUUGCCUGUGCGACGAGCCAAGUGAGAAGUCGGAUCGGUACUUCAACCUGAGACCUGUGAUCGCCGAUGUGGACAACAACAGAGUCGUGACGGGCCUGCGAUUCGUAAAACACAACCGCGUCUUCCACCUGCAAAUUGAGGAGGGACAGCUCCUGCCGCUCGGAGCCAUCAAACCGUCCUCCGUCCAGUGGAAACAGUUGGACUCGUACUCCGUGUUGGACGACAAUGUUACCAUGGGCAUAGACUUCCACAUGCUGAGCUACGAGAAGCGGUCCAUCGAUCUGGAUGAGCUGAAGGUGGACAACAACUCCGUGGUCACCGGACUGCGGUUCAAAGUGGUGGGAGGUCAUCUUCAGCUGCAGGCUCUGUUCAGCAAAGUGGACUUCCUGUCGGGAAAGCUAAUCGAACCGAAGUCAGCAAGCUACUGGAUUUCCGGGGACAACAAACACCAGAGGAAUAAGCUGACCCUUGCGGAUGCAGCAGUACCCACGCAAUCCUCCCAGCAAUCAAUUCCUCACCCAAGUGACAACCAGUUCAUAGAGUUUACCAACUCGGACUUUUACCAAGAUGCUGCCCAGUCCACUGUGCCCUUCAUCGACAUCCAGGAAGUGAUCUCGGAGCCGCCAGUUCCGCUCUCCGGUAUUGGUUUAUAUUUCAAGGGUCGUCACGGAUAUGGCGGAUUCCUCGCCCCAAAGCUGAUCACCUACGACUUUACACCUUACGUCCAGUUGCCAACAUUAGAGAACCCGCGAUCCGGGGAUUAG